AUGACCGAACUUUCAUAUCCUAAUAAUCUCCUCAUAACAAAUGAUAAAUGUCGCAAGUAUUCAUGUUCCGGAAGGUCAAUUUUCGUCCAUGAUGAUACCAAUUUACUUACUCUUCUUUCUGAACAUCAAUAUUUACCAAAUGGCAACCAAUCUCAAGUAUACCUUUCAUUAAAAGUUACAAAAAUCAAUUCAGAUUUUAACAAUAAAGUAUACGUUCCUCUGAUCCCGGGUUAUGCGGUAUUUACAUAUAUUGGAGGCUAUUACUUUUAUUUAAAGUUAGGCUGGUAUUCUAUACAUCAUGUCAUUAUGUAUCAAUGGUCAGAUUAUGGCUCAGAUCCAAAUUUUACGCAAGUAAUUGCAACACAAUCAGAACCAGAUCAACUAUCUAGUCUUCAGCAAUAUCUGGAAACAAAUUCUGAUAUACGUUAUGAUGCUGAAGAAAUAUCAAAUGAGUUUCAUACACAAGUUUCCGAAUUAUCUAAUAAAAAUUUAAUAGUAAAAGGAUUAUUAAUACAUCCGAAAGGAUGGAAAGUAUCACUGCAAAUAUCUCAGGUAAUGGCUUUGCAACUAAGGUUAUCACAAAGCAAUUAUCAAAAUAUUACAAAAUGUCUCUGUCGUUCUCAAAAAAAAGUUAAACAAUUGCAAGAACAAUUACAAGAAAAUUCUGAUUGUUCUGACAAUUCUGACGACGAUUCUGAUGCUAAGCAAUGUCAUACUGUUACUAUAUUUACAAAUGAAUUUACCGAAAUGAAUUUUUCAAGAGUUGUUGCAGGAGCUGGACUUUUAGAAGGUAUUAAUCAUGAAGAAUGGAGAAAUAUGUUAGCUUUUUGUGGGAUUACUAAACAAAGUGGUAAAAGGCAAUAUUUUGAACAUCAAGAUAUUAUGCUUAAAGAUAUUGUGCAAGCGGCAUAUCAAAGUGCAGAUGAGGCUUUAACAGCAGCAUUAAAUUUUAUAAAAAACAGCCGGAAAAAAAGGAAGGAUAUAUUUUGGAGGGCAGUUUUGAUUGUGCAUGAAGCCAUAUGCAUGAAGCUUCACAAGCAAGAAGAAACAAUUGUAAUCAAUAAAGGCAAUUAUGAUAGCAGUUCUCAACAAAUGAAACAUGCAAUAUUAAUUGCAAUAAUUGAUAAAAUUACACCAAUAAUUGAAACAAAUGAUGUAAUACUUGAUAUUGGAAUCGAUAGAGAUUUAAAUAGUAACAAAACACUUGCAACUCAAAAAAUUGUAUACAAAAUUUUUACUGAUCUUAAACACAAAGCAAAACUCAUAAGGAAUAAAUUAGCUUCUAAUUCUAGAUGGAAAUCGUUAGAGCAACCAAUCAUGUCAUUUUAUAAUAAAUGCGUUUAUGAAGGUGUUAUUGCACAUCUUUCUGACAUUCAUGAUCAAUGUUGGCCAGAAGUAUGUUGGUUUCAUAAUUCUCCGGAUAUGGUUUUGGCGGAACUUAAUUUAAAAAAAUACACAAAAAAUCAAAAAAAAGAUCUUUUAGGAUUUUUAAAAUCAUUUGAAUUGGUUCGUAAAGUAGCACAUUUGGCACUUUUUUCUGAACAAGAUUAUUUAAAUCUGUUACAAUUAUGCAAAGAUAGAGAGGAUAAACGUGAAUAUAAUAUUGCAAAGAUUAAUCAAAGAAAUCAAGUACGUGCACAAAAAAUUUGUGAGCAAAAGAAAAAACUUGAAGGAUUUGACUUUGAUCAG
This is a messenger RNA of Funneliformis geosporum, 1689 nucleotides long. NCBI's taxonomy places the organism in Eukaryota, Fungi, Glomeromycota, Glomeromycetes, Glomerales, Glomeraceae. The record is from the annotation of a GenBank genome assembly.